GUUCAUACAUUCAGUUGAACUAAAUUUUGACAAAACAUUUAAUUGUUAUAUAUCUCGAUCACAACAAGAGAUGGUUAACAAUAAUAAGUCAUCAUUUGAUCGCUUUGGCGAUGAUUUGGCAGAACUUAUACUAAGAUAUCAAUCACUUGAAGAUCAGUUACGUUUAGAGUGUGUAUCCAAACAGUUCCAGUCGUGUGGUAUUCAACACAGGACUCACAUAAUAGUCACUUACGAUAUUAAAAUGAAACUGAAAAUUGAGAGAAAAUUUUUGACUAAAAAAUACUUAAACACCAAAAACUGGUCGUCGCUGAUGAAGAAGUGUCCAAAUGUUCGUUCAGUUGAUAUCCUGUCGACAGGUAUACGACAAAAACAUUUCAUACGAGCCAUACAUCUGUUUCGUAGACAUUGGCCACAACUGCGACAAAUUGAUUGCAAUAUAUUUGAAAUGUCCAAAAAAGAUAUCAAAUUCAUGUGCAAAAUGUUUCCCAAAAUGAUAACACAAUUAUUUUUCUGCGAAAUCAAUCAAAUAAAUCUAAUUAAACCGUUUAUCUCAUCGAUGACUAAUCUUCAGAGACUAUGGAUCAACAAAAUAGACGACAUCUUUAUCGGUGAUCAGCUGAUGGUCAAAGAUUUACGUCAACUCAGCUGUAAUUGUUCUGAUACUAUGUUGACUCAUUUCAAGACAUUCAUCGACGGUAACAGUGGUCUAACAAGUAUUAAAUUGCUUAGCAAUUCUACGGAUACCUCGACUACUAUUGUCGAUGUCCUGUCACUUAUCGGGCGAUUACAAGGAUUGCAACGCUUGGAGUUAGCAUUUAUAUCAACUGUUAACUACUCGAUAGUCAAGCCAUUGAUUUCAAUUGCCAACAGUUGUCGGCGACUAAAAGUUUUAAAAUUACAUCUAAGAGUGGAUUCAUUGGCCGCUUAUAUAGAGACAUACAGUGCCAUCAAACACAUGAAACAAUUGAAACGAUUGGAUUUAAAUAUCUAUUAUACCAACAAUGAUAAUAAUGAUGUUGUUAUUGAUCCGACAGUCUAUGCAUCCCUACAACCGGUCAACUGUUGGCCACAAUUGACACAUUUGACACUUCGGUUAUCACAUAUUAAUUGCCAAUUCUUUACUGGUCUACACCGAAAUCUACCGAAACUUCAAAAUCUAUACAUUUCUCAAUUGUCAGAUGUAUUUGACAGCAUAUAUAUGUCAUAUCUGUCUGAACUCAAAUCACUGAUGAGAUUAUCAGUUGUCACUAAAAAUGAUUUCUCUAUCAAUCAGUCGGAUGUCCGCCAAAUGGUCAACGUUUGCCGCAAAUUGAAUAAAUUGUUUAUAUAUUUAAAUAAUGAAAAAGUUGUUGACUUGAGUUACGAUGAAAAAACAAUACAUUUAUUGAGAGGAUAACAACUAAACUAAUUAUAUGACAAAUUCAAUAGAUUUUAGUCUUUUAAGUUAUAAUUAAUAACUAAAUU
Molecule: messenger RNA, 1464 nt
Organism: Oppia nitens
Lineage: Eukaryota; Metazoa; Arthropoda; Arachnida; Sarcoptiformes; Oppiidae
Exons: 2
Coding region: 71-1396 (441 amino acids)
Source: RefSeq, a predicted model, not a curated record